UUCUCACACCAAUCUUGUGGAGUCCAGUUUGACAAGAUAACUCGGUGAAGGCAUAAAACUUUAUGCCUUUUAUUUUCACACCAAUUUUAUGCCAUAACCGAGUUAUCUUGUUAAACUGGACACCAACAAACAUGAGUGAAAUUCUUCAAGUACAUCGCUCAUCUAUUUCUUACUCGGUGCCACUGCCAAUUGCGGAGCCACGGCAACUCACGUCCAAGAGGAAGUACUUAUGGACAUCCUCAGUAGGCUACCUGUGCAGUCUCUUCUUCGAUUCAAAUGCGUUUCGAAAUUUUGGAAUACAUUGAUCUUGGAGCCUUACUUUAAGAUGAAGCAUCUCAAUCAUGCCAAGAAUGACCAAGAUUCCCAAAAAUUUCUUAUUAACCAUAUGUGCCCUAAGGAUAACAUAUUUUCCAUGUAUUGUGUUCCUUUAUCAUCAGUUCAACCGGUUGAGAAGGUACAAAAACUUGAUUGCCCUUCAAACCUUAAACCAUGGCGAUGCACAAUCCAUUGUUAUUGCGAUGGCUUGGUUGUUAUCGAGGUUCCUGAUAAUUUGGAUAAUGAGAGCUCCAUACUUUUGCUGUGGAACCCCUCCACAAGAGAAUCGUUAGUACUUCCCCCUCUAGAAUUUCCACCAGAGGGAGAUUCUCGUUUGGGAUUGGGUUAUGACUCAACCAGUGGUGAGUAUAAGAUCCUUCAUAUUCGGGAUGGCUUAGGUGGUUGCAAAUUACCUAGUGAAAUUCUCACGCUGAAAGGUGGCUCCUGGAGAAGCAUUGAUGAACAUCCUCGUGGCAUUUGCACUGUGUUGUUAGGUAUGCAGCCUUUGCCAUUUGUACAUGAGGCAUUUCAUUGGAUCGCUAUUUUGAAGAAGUUGAAGUGUUUCGUGGUGGUUUCGUUUAGUAUUUCAAAUGAAGUGUGUUCAUCCAAUGUUCCGUAGGCCCUAGCAUAGUAAUUGAAAUUUGCAAAAAAGAUAAUUCGAAUGUAUUUUGUGGAUUAAGUUACUAUAUCUCUAGUCUCAUUGUUUUUUAAUCAUAUGCCCUGUACCUCAUAACUUUAUUGGGAUAUCUUUAUCAGUAAAUGCCUCUUAAUUG
Messenger RNA from Nicotiana tabacum (common tobacco), 1088 nucleotides. Lineage: Eukaryota; Viridiplantae; Streptophyta; Magnoliopsida; Solanales; Solanaceae. The record is from RefSeq and is a predicted model, not a curated record.